GGGAGUGGGGCCAGGAAGGGGGGGGCGCGCAGAGAGGCCUGUCUGCUCUCUCUCUCUCGCUGCCCUUCCCGGACUUUGCCCCCCCCGGGCAGGCAGGUCUUCCCUGUGGGCACCGAGCGGGGCAAAGGGGCAAAGGGGGCAAAAGGCAGAGCCAUGCUGGCCUGGGCGGCGAGGACGAUGGCGAGGCCAUCGGGGAUGCUGAAGCCGGUGGCGCUGAGGAAGCUGACGGGCAGGUACCUGGCCCACCAGCAGGAACUGCCCGCUCUCCCCGUCCCACCUCUCCAGCAGACCCUGGAUCACUAUCUUUUGGCCCUGCAGCCCAUCAUCAGCGAGGAGGAGCUGAGCCACACCAGGGCGCUGGUGGAAGAGUUUCGGAAGCCGGGCGGCGUCGGGGAACGGCUGCAGAAAGGCUUGGAGAGGAGAGCCCGGAAGCAGGAGAACUGGCUCUCAGACUGGUGGCUGAAGACUGCGUACCUGGAGUAUCGCCUGCCCGUGGUGGUGCAUUCUAGCCCGGGGGUCGUCUUGCCCAAACAGGACUUCCAAGAUCGACAAGGGCAGCUGAGAUUUGCAGCGAAGCUGAUCGAAGGCGCUUUGGACUUCAAGACCAUGAUCGACAAUGAGACGCUUCCGGUGGAAUAUCUCGGCGGAAAACCCCUCUGCAUGAACCAGUACUACCAAAUUCUCUCCUCCUGCCGCAUUCCGGGCCCCAAACGAGAUUCCGUUGUGAAUUACGCCAGAGGAAAGAAGCCUCCGACGCACAUCACAGUGGUCCACAAUUUCCAGUUUUUUGAACUGGACGUUUACGCCAGCGAUGGGACCCCGUUGACCACGGAUCAGAUUUUUAUCCAGCUGGAGAAGAUCUGGAACACCUCGCUUCAAACCAACAAGGAGCCCAUCGGCAUCUUGACCACCAACCAUCGCAACAGCUGGGCCCACGCCUAUAACAACCUCAUCAAAGACAAAACCAACAAGGAGUCUGUGCGUUCAAUCGAAAAGAGCAUCUUCACUGUCUGCCUGGAUGCCCCGAUCCCUCGGGUCUCCGAUGACAUCUACCGGAGCCGGGUGGCGGCCCAGAUGUUGCACGGCGGAGGAAGUCGAUGGAACAGCGGAAAUCGGUGGUUUGAUAAAACCCUACAGUUUAUAGUGGCCGAGGAUGGCUCCUGUGGGUUGGUGUACGAACAUGCGCCUGCGGAAGGCCCCCCCAUCGUCGCCCUUCUGGAUCAUGUGGUGGAAUACACAAAGAAACCGGAGCUUGUGAGGACCCCCAUGGUCCCUUUGCCCAUGCCGAAGAAACUGCGGUUCAACAUCACGCCGGAGAUCAAGGAUGACAUCGAGAAGGCGAAACGGAACUUGAAUAUCAUGGUGCAGGACUUAGACAUCUCGGCCAUCGUCUUCCACCACUUUGGAAAGAACUUCCCCAAGUCUCAGAAGAUCAGUCCGGACGCUUUUAUCCAGAUAGCUCUGCAGCUGGCAUAUUACAGGAUGUACAAGGAGGCCUGCGCUACUUACGAGAGCGCCUCGCUACGGAUGUUCAGACUGGGCCGGACAGACACGAUCCGCUCGGCUUCUGUGGAUUCCUUGAAGUUCACGAAGGCCAUGGAUGACACUGGCAAGCCGGACCCGGAGAAAGCCGAACUUCUGCGGAGAGCUACCCAAGCGCAUCGGGCCUACACCGACCUGGCAAUUACGGGAAACGCCAUUGACCGCCAUCUCCUGGGCCUGAAGCUGCAAGCCAUCCAGGACCUGGUGAGCAUGCCCGAGCUCUUCAUGGAUACCGCCUACGCCGUGGCCAUGCACUUCAACCUGUCCACGAGUCAGGUUCCGGCGAAGACCGACUGCGUCAUGUGCUUCGGUCCGGUCGUCCCGGACGGCUACGGCGUUUGCUACAACCCGAUGGCCGACCACAUCAAUUUCGCCAUCUCGGCCUUCAACAGCUGCGCCGAAACCAACGCCGCCCGGAUGGCUCACUACCUGCAGAAGGCGCUCCUGGACAUGCGGCAACUGCUCCAGGAAAAUCCGAAAUCUAAACUUUAAGGGGAAGUCCGAGGCGGAAGCAUUGUGGUUCCCUGCCACGUCCCUUCCGGGGCCCCGUUUUGGAAUCCUUUUCGACGGUUCGGCAACCAUCGGCAAGCACCUUAUCGUGGCCGGGAACGGAGAACCGUCGCCUCCGGAAUUCGGAAAGGGUCUCAGCGCUUUUCCCCAUCGUGGUGCCGAGGGAUACCCCACCACCGGAAGGAAACGAUCCGCUCUCGGCCGCUGGUCAGCAACGUCAGACGAGCAUCUUAUCGUAGCCCGGAAUAAGGAAGCGUUCUGUUUGCGUUUUUGCUGUGGAAGCCAGAAUUUUUAACAAUGUGUUUUUCCUCUUCCCACGGGCCGAUGCCAGAGGCAGGGGAGUUAGGAGGAGGAGGAGUUUAAAUGACAGUCGGACCCCUCCCUAUCCGCGGGAUCGGUGUCCCCGGGUUCACUUACUCGCCACUAAAAAUACUAAAUUAAAAAAAACCCAGGAAAACCUAUUUAUAUAUAUAUAUUUCCAGGGUAUAUUUGCCAGAAUUGGCCACUAGAGGAGGCCAAGGCGGUGCCAUGUGUAGCGUCCCAUAUUUCCACAUUUUCCAGCAUCCGCAGGGAUGCUUGGAGCCGAUCCCCAGCGGAUACUGUGGUCCGACUGUACUCUAAGCUUCCUCUAGGUUUUGCCAAAUCCUUACCUUUCCUGUCUUUCGCCUUCGGGCCGCUCGGCCCAACAGUUCUGGGCCCAUAUUGGCAUGCCUUGGGUUUCCCAUCAUUGCAUCGCUUGGCGUGGCUUCCAAGCCAAGGGCGUCCGCUUGUUCUUCGGCUCUCUUUUCGGCGCCCGCCUGGAUGGCAGAGUCCGUUUGCCUCCACCAUGCUCGGUCUCUGCACUCUUUCUACACCUCGAGGCGCCUUAGCUCCCUGCUGUAUCCCUCCAGUCUUUCCGGAUGUGUCUGGAAAGCUCUCGCUGGCCACCAGUCACUAGAAUUCUGUGGUUCAAGCUCUUCUGUGGUGGUUGUACAGAUGCUCACUGACGACAGCUAACGAUUGUUCAAGUCAAGCACUGUUGGCGUGAGUGGCUUGCGGUGUUUUUUUUUCUCUUCCUUUCGAUGGCCCUGCUGUGUGUUUAUAAUUUGGAAGCCCCCAUCUUGCCAACAGCCUUUGGUUUUUAUUUUAUUUCACGCUGGCAGCUUUCAUACUCCGGUAGGGUCCCCAUAUCUGCGGGAUUGGUAUCCGCUGAUCCACAUAUCUGCGGUCUGAAAAUAUUAAGAGAAACAUCCUAGAAAUAUAGAUUUCUAAAUAAGUUAACAGAAUUGGCCCCUAGAGGGAGACAAAGACAUGUAUAGCGUUCACUAUUAAAAUAAUGUUUGCCAUUAUCCACGUUUUCCAGCAUCCACAGGGGGCAGGGCUUGGUACCGAUCCCCUACGGAGAUACGGGUGUGUGUGUCCUACUGUAUUGCCGAUGUAUCUGGUUUAACCAAAUCUCAUUAUUAACCUGCCCUCUGUUUUAAUUUCUAGUGCAGGGAGU
Molecule: messenger RNA, 3532 nt
Organism: Pogona vitticeps (central bearded dragon)
Lineage: Eukaryota; Metazoa; Chordata; Lepidosauria; Squamata; Agamidae
Gene: CRAT
Product: carnitine O-acetyltransferase
Biological process (GO): carnitine metabolic process, CoA-linked
Cellular component (GO): peroxisome
Molecular function (GO): carnitine O-acetyltransferase activity
Source: RefSeq, a predicted model, not a curated record